AGGCGGUUUGUAUCCGGGCUGUGAGGUGCUGGGAGCCUCCGCGGACCUUGCUGUUGCCGCUGUCUCUUUAACGGGAGAGGAAGCGAUGCGGAGGGGUGGAAAAUGGCAGAGCUGCAGAUGUUACUAGAGGAGGAAAUCCCGUCCGGCAAGAGAGCGCUGAUUGAGAGUUACCAGAACCUGACCCGGGUAGCGGACUACUGUGAAAACAACUACAUACAGGCUACAGACAAGAGAAAAGCUUUAGAAGAGACCAAAGCCUAUACAACCCAAUCCCUAGCUAGCGUCGCUUAUCAAAUAAAUGCAUUGGCUAACAAUGUGCUCCAACUGCUGGACAUCCAAGCCUCUCAGCUCCGGAGAAUGGAGUCUUCCAUCAAUCAUAUCUCACAGACUGUGGACAUUCAUAAAGAAAAAGUGGCUCGAAGAGAGAUUGGUAUUUUGACAACAAAUAAGAAUACAUCAAGAACUCACAAAAUAAUAGCACCUGCGAACAUGGAGCGACCUGUAAGGUAUAUUCGGAAACCUAUUGACUAUACAGUUCUGGAUGAUGUGGGCCACGGUGUCAAGUGGCUAAAAGCCAAGCAUGGAAAUAACCAGCCUGCAAGAACUGGCACACUGUCGAGAACAAAUCCUCCUACUCAGAAACCACCGAGUCCUCCCAUGUCAGGCAGGGGAACGCUGGGACGAAAUACUCCUUACAAAACCCUCGAGCCUGUUAAACCUCCAACAGUUCCUAAUGAUUACAUGACAAGUCCUGCGAGGCUGGGAAGUCAACAUAGUCCAGGCAGGACGGCUUCUUUAAAUCAGAGACCGAGGACACACAGUGGAAGCAGUGGAGGAAGUGGCAGCCGAGAGAACAGUGGCAGCAGCAGUAUUGGCAUUCCCAUCGCCGUGCCUACACCCUCACCACCCACCAUUGGACCAGAAAACAUUUCUGUCCUCCCUCCUUCUGGAGCUCCACCAGCACCACCUCUUCCACCUCCCCUCCCCGCGAACACUGUGAUAGCAGCCCCGGGCUCAGCUCCUGGUUCCCAGUAUGGCACAAUGACCAGGCAGAUUUCUCGGCACAACUCUACCACUUCCUCGACAUCUUCUGGUGGAUACAGACGGACUCCCUCUGUGACGGCUCAGUUUUCUGCUCAGCCUCAUGUUAAUGGAGGUCCACUUUAUUCUCAGAAUUCAAUUUCUAUUGCUCCACCCCCUCCCCCUAUGCCUCAGUUGACUCCACAGAUACCUCUCACAGGCUUCGUGGCCAGGGUGCAGGAAAACAUUGCUGAUAGUCCAACUCCACCACCACCACCUCCACCAGACGACAUCCCAAUGUUUGACGACUCGCCACCUCCGCCACCUCCGCCGCCAGUGGAUUAUGAAGAUGAGGAGGCCGCAGUAGUUCAGUAUAACGACCCAUAUGCAGAUGGCGAUCCUGUUUGGGCCCCCAAGAAUUAUAUUGAGAAAGUUGUGGCAAUAUACGAUUAUACAAAAGACAAGGAUGAUGAGCUGUCAUUUAUGGAGGGUGCAAUCAUCUAUGUAAUAAAGAAAAACGACGAUGGCUGGUAUGAAGGAGUCUGCAAUCGAGUGACUGGUCUUUUCCCAGGAAACUAUGUGGAAUCAAUCAUGCACUAUACUGAUUAAAUUUUUGCUUUUAAAGUAGAUUCUUAUUAUCACUCAGUCAUACUGUGGGACUAUUAUGGUUAACAGAAUUGUCUUAAAAUGUUUUAAAAUGUGCCCAUAUUUUCAGAACAUGCUGUUUUAUUGGUAUAAUUGAAUGUCUACUUAUAAGCAUAAAUCUCUGAGGCAGUUUGUGGAUUGCUGAGCAGCAUUCUACACGAGGCUGCCUGUCACGGAUUAUGCUUACAUACUUACACAUUGUUAACUUGCUGACCAGCCUAAAUAUUCUGGGGGUGUGGGGUCUAUUUAAUAAAUCGUGAUUCAGAUCGUGCCAUCACAUGUCUCAGUGCAGCAUGGUUACUAACGCUCUGUCAGACUAAUACUAAAAAUCAGAAAACUUAAAUGCUGGUGCUGGUCAUACUUUUUGUUUAGACUCUCUCAUUCUUGAAAUAUACUGUUUGUUUAAAGCAUGCAUACAAAUUUAUCUAUUGAAAUAUACUUUAAAAAAAUCCAAGAUGCUUCCAAUUUGUGUAAUACUUGGAGUACUCGUACUUAGGUCUCUUGAAAUGAACUGAGUCUGAGUUCUCCACGUAAAACAAAAACAAAGGGUUACCUGUAAUGUUGUAAUUUGUACCUAAGUUUUUAAAUCAGUGAAUUUGCAUUAUAAAUUUUUUCCAUUCAUAAAUACGUAAGUGAA
This is a messenger RNA of Budorcas taxicolor (takin), 2302 nucleotides long. RefSeq names its product abl interactor 1 (gene ABI1). The coding region runs from base 103 to 1629 and encodes 508 amino acids. The transcript has 12 exons. Gene Ontology annotation, cellular component: intracellular anatomical structure; lamellipodium. NCBI's taxonomy places the organism in Eukaryota, Metazoa, Chordata, Mammalia, Artiodactyla, Bovidae. The record is from RefSeq and is a predicted model, not a curated record. Gene Ontology annotation, molecular function: SH3 domain binding; cadherin binding.